UCUCAAAAAUAAAUGUAAAAAAAAUUUUUUUAAAUAAAUAAAUUAAAAUAGCCUGUGUUUAGGCAAAUUUGAGUGCUCUUGAGCAAUUUUCUGGGAAGUUUGGAAAGACAGAGACUUAAUACCUUCUGCUACUGGAGCGAAAGUAAUGGUAUCUCAGGCUACACACGUGAAAUGGAAAAAUCCUCAAACACUCAGGGCUUCUGAUCUGCUCAUUUAGGCCCAACCACUGUGUGCGUUUUUAAAUUUUGGCUUGAACGACUUGUUUUUUUGUUUUUGUUUUUGUUGUUGGUGGUGGUUUUUUGUUGUUUGGUUUUUUGUUUUUUUUUGGUUUUGGUUUUGGUUUUUUUUGUUUUUGUUUUUGUUUUUGUUUUUGUUUUUUUUUUUGCAUCAGCUUUGCAGCCUUGCAUGGUACAUCAAUCGUCUGGCCACAGACCGUGACCCCGGUUGAGUCCACGGUAAGGAGGGAAACCAGCUGAAGAUGAAAUUCCGCAUGCUCUGGCUCAUCUCUUUCUUCACACUCACCGACGGCGGGGAAGGCUUCCUGGGGAGAAAUGAAGGCAUGAAAACAAAAAGAGGACUCACUGUGAAUAAGAAAAAGCAUCCAGGCUCAGUCCAGGAAUAUGAGCUGCUGCUUCAGGUGGCCUACAGAGAUUCCAAGGAGAAGAGACACUUGAAGAAUUUUCUGAAGCUUUUGAAGCCUCCAUUGUUAUGGUUACAUGAACCAAUGAAGAUUAUCAGUGCAAAGGCCACCACAUACUGUGGGCACCAGAAUGGGGUCCUGCAGUGUUCCUGUGAGGACGGCUAUUCCUGGUUCCCUCCCUCAUGCCUUGAUCCCCAGAAAUGCUACUUUCACACGGCCGGAGCCCUCCAGAGCUGUGACUGUCAUCUCAACAACCUCACCCAGAGCCUCAGUUUCUGCGAGAGAGCAAAGGUUUGGGGCACUUUCAAAAUCAAUGAACGAUUUACCAAAGACCUUUUGAAUUCAUCUUCUCCUUCAUAUUCCAAGUAUACAACUGGAAUUGAAAUUCAACUUAAAGAAGCAUUCAAAAGAAUUCAAGAUUUUGAGUCGGUUCAUGUCACCCAAUUUCGUCAUUAUAGGGAUGGAAGCAUCAUUGCUGGGUUUGAAGUUGUGGGUUCCAGCAGCACAUCUGAGCUGCUGUCAGCCAUCGAACAGGUGGCUGAGAAGGUGAAGGCAGACCUUCGCAAGCUGUUCCCACUAGAAGACGGCUCUUUCAGAGUAUUUGGAAAAGCCCAGUGUAACAGCAUUGUCUUUGGAUUUGGGUCCGGGAAUGACGAGUACACUCUUCCCUGUAGCAGCGGCUACACUGGAAGCAUUACAGCCAGGUGCCAGCCCUCUGGGUGGCAGGUCCUCAAGGAGACAUGUGUACACUCUCAGCUGGACGAACUGAAGAAGAAUUUCAGUGUGAUCGCAGGCAACGCCACUGAGGCAGCUGUGUCAUCCUUGGUGCGAAAUCUUUCAGUCGUCAUUCGGCAAAACCCAUCGACUACAGCUGGCAAUCUGGCUUCAGUGGUGUCCAUUCUGGACAACGUCUUGUCUCUGUCACUGUCAAGUCAUUUCAAGGUGUCCAAUUCAACCAUGGAGGAUGUCAUCAGUAUUGCUGACCACAUCCUUAAUUCAGCAUCGGUAACCAACUGGACGGUGUUACUGCGGGAAGAACAGCAUGCCAGCUCACGAUUACUGGAGACACUGGAAAACAUCAGCAGCCUCGUACCUUUGACAGCUCUGCCCCUGAGUUUCUCUCGGGAAUUCAUUCACUGGAGAGGGAUUCCAGGGUCCCAAAGCCAACUUGAGAUGGGUUACAGCUAUGAGGCUAAAAUAUCCCCCCCAAAUACUUCCAUUCCCAUCAGAGGCCAUGUGUUAAUUGGGUCAGACCAAUUCCAGGGGUCCUUUCCAGAAACUAUUAUCAGCAUGGCCUCGUUGACCCUGGGGAAUAUUCUAUCCAUUGCCAAAAAUGGAAAUGCUCAGGUCAAUGGGCCAGUGAUAUCCACGGUUAUCCAAAACUAUUCCAUAAAUGAAAUUUUCCUGGUUUUUCCCAAGACAGAGUCAAAUCUGAGCCAGCCUCACUGUGUGUUUUGGGAUUUCAGGCAUUUGCAAUGGAACAAUGCGGGCUGCCACCUAGUGAAUGAAACUCCAGACAUGGUGACGUGCCAAUGUACUCACCUGACCUCCUUCUCCAUACUGAUGUCACCCUUUGUCCCCCCUGCCAUCAUCCCCUUUGUGAAAUGGAUCACUUUUGUGGGACUGGGCAUCUCCAUCGGAAGUCUCACCUUAUGCCUAAUCAUUGAAGCUCUGUUUUGGAAGCAGGUCAAGAAAAACCAAACUUCUUACACACGCCAUAUUUGCAUGGUGAACAUAGCCUUGUGCCUCCUGAUUGCUGAUGUUUGGUUUAUCGUUGCUGCCACUGCAGACUCCACAGUAAGCUUUUCUGGAGUCUGCAUAGCUGCGGUGUUUUUUAUGCACUUUUUCUACCUCUCCUUGUUCUUUUGGAUGCUCAUGCUUGGCAUCCUGCUAGCUUAUCGGAUCCUCUUUGUGUUCCAUCACAUGGGCCUGCAUUUGAUGAUGGCUUUCGGGUUCUGCCUGGGCUAUGGGUGCCCUCUCAUCAUAUCUGUCAUCACCAUUGCUGUCACGCAACCUGGCAAUGGCUACGAAAGGAAAGACGUGUGUUGGCUUAAUUGGUCUGAUAAGAGCAAACCCCUCUUGGCCUUUGCUGUUCCUGCACUGACUAUUGUGGCUGUGAAUUUGGUUGUGGUGCUGUUAGUUCUCACAAAGCUCUGGAGGCCCACUGUUGGAGAAAGGCCGAGUCAGGACAACAAGGCCACUAUUGUCCGCAUGGGAAAGAGCCUCCUCAUCCUGACCCCUCUGCUGGGGCUCACCUGGGGCUUUGGCAUAGGAACAAUAGUGGACAACCGGAAUCUGGCUUGGCAUGUUAUUUUUGCAUUACUCAAUGCAUUCCAGGGUUUUUUCAUCUUAUGUUUUGGAAUGCUCUGGGAUAGUAAGCUGCGACAAUUGCUGUUCAACAAAUUGACUCCUUUAAGCUCUCAGAAGCAAGAAUCAAAGCAGAACUCAACAGAUGUAUCUGCCAAACCCAAAUUCCCCAAGCCUUUCAACCCACUGCAACACAAAGGCAUUUAUGCUCUUUCCCAUACUGGAGAAUCGUCAAAUGACAUCAUGCUAACCCAGUUUUUAUCAACUGAAUAAGGCCACGAACCAUAAAAUCAAGGGAAAUUUUUGGUGCAACUUGACAUUUAGAACUAAAUGUCAGUGAAAAAAUUAGCACAAUAUUAGAUGGAAUUUUCUGAUGUGGGCAUCUGGAAUAAAAUGAGAAGGUUUCAGCAGCUCUA
This is a messenger RNA of Leopardus geoffroyi (Geoffroy's cat), 3363 nucleotides long. It is a transcript of the gene ADGRF1, whose product is annotated as adhesion G protein-coupled receptor F1. NCBI's taxonomy places the organism in Eukaryota, Metazoa, Chordata, Mammalia, Carnivora, Felidae. Gene Ontology annotation, molecular function: G protein-coupled receptor activity. The transcript has 14 exons. Gene Ontology annotation, cellular component: plasma membrane. Gene Ontology annotation, biological process: synapse assembly; neuron projection development; cell surface receptor signaling pathway. Bases 479 to 3220 code for a protein of 913 amino acids. The record is from RefSeq and is a predicted model, not a curated record.